UACUAAUGCUCCAAAUCUCAUCGAAAGCAUCUACCAGGAAGCGAAUGGCGGAAAUAUAAAAUCCACUGCAGUUUUCUAUACUACAUUCAGAUGGAAUUGUGAUACGGUCGCCUGGACGUCUUAUCUAAGCAAAGCGCAAUGGGUGAAUAGGCAGCCAAUCAUCCAUCGGAGAGUGUACUUACUGCUGGCCGUCUCUGCACAGACACAUGGCUGUGUGGCCCCCUAGCCUCUGAACAAGACUCGCUCCGACCCGGGCGUGACCAUGUUCGAGAGGACGUCCUUCACCACGCUGAUCGUGGGCGUGUUCGUGGUGUACGUGCUCCACACCUGCUGGGUGAUGUAUGGCAUCGUGUACACCAAGCCUUGCGAUGACCCCCCCAACUGCAUCACGCCCUUCCUGGCCAGCAAGCCCAGGCUACAGUUAAGUAUCUACAGCACGCUGAAGCCCAACGCGGACGGAGGGCACACUCUCAUUCACAAGGAGGACAACUUUGAGGUGGACAGCAAGUUUGAGAGGAUAGUAAACGUGUCGCUGCCCAAGAAGACGCGCCACAACGGUACGCUGUUCGCCAUCGUGUUUGUGCACCAGGCGGGCGUGUCCCCCUGGCAGGACCCCAAGCAGGUGCACCUGGUGGCCCAGCUCACCACCUACAUGCUCCCCAAGCCCCCCGAGGUGUCCCUCAUCUCCGCUGAGGAGGGCCAGGCCGAGGACGACAGCACUAAGGAGCUGAAAGUAGAACCGGGGCAGCAGAACGUUCGCCAUGGCAACCCCGCGUCAGGGGGCGGAGCUGGAGGGGGAGAAGGAGCCGCCGAAUCCGACAACCCCGUUUCCCAUUGGCGGACGCGGCUGACGCUCAACAUCGUCAGUGACCACUUCCAGUUUGAUAAGGAGUCCCUGCCCAGCGACGUGCACCGAUACCUCAGAGUCUUCCCCAGUGGUAAGAAGAUGGUGUAUCUCCCACUGCUCUUUGUCGAUGAACUCAGUAACAGAGUCAAGGACUUGGUGGAGAUCAACCGCACCACGAAGGAACUUCCACUGACUAUAAACUAUGACUCCAUCUCUCUCGGGAGGCUGAGAUUCUGGAUUCACAUGCAAGACGCAGUGUAUUCACUACAACAGUUUGGUUUUACAGAGAAAGAUGCGGACGAGAUAAAGGGAAUCUUUGUCGACACUAACCUCUACUUCCUGGCUCUCACCUUUUUCGUCGCUGCCUUUCAUCUGCUCUUUGACUUCCUGGCGUUCAAGAACGACAUCAGCUUCUGGAAGCAGAAGAGGAGCAUGGUGGGAAUGUCGAGUAAAGCAGUGCUGUGGCGAUGCUUCAGCACCAUCGUCAUCUUCCUGUACCUGUUGGACCAGCAGACCAGCCUCCUGGUCCUCAUCCCUGCUGGAGUAGGCUCUAUCAUAGAGGUGUGGAAGGUGAAAAAGGCCUUCAAGAUCCAGGUGUUCUGGAAGGGAUCCAAACCAACACUCAUGUUUGGGAAAUUGGACGAAUCGGAAAAGAGAACAGAAGAAUACGACACUCUGGCCAUGAAGUACCUCUCCUACCUGCUGUACCCUCUGUGCUUAGGAGGGGCCGUGUAUGCCCUGGUGUUUCUGCGAUACAAAAGCUGGUACUCCUGGGUGAUCAACAGCUUAGUUAACGGUGUCUACGCAUUCGGCUUCCUCUUCAUGCUUCCACAACUGUUUGUCAACUUCAAGCUGAAGUCUGUGGCGCACCUGCCUUGGAAAGCCUUCAUGUACAAGGCUUUCAAUACAUUCAUCGACGACGUGUUCGCCUUCAUCAUCACCAUGCCAACCUCCCACCGACUGGCCUGCUUCCGAGACGACAUAGUCUUCCUGAUUUACCUCUACCAGAGAUGGCUCUAUCCAGUGGACAAGACCAGGGUGAAUGAAUACGGCGUUUCCUACGACGAGGCGGACAAGCCUGGAGACAAGGGAAAGGUGCACAAAGACUAGAAGAGGAGGAAGAUGAAUUUGCCGUCCGUUAAACUUAUUUAUUGGUCUUUGACAGGACCGAUAGAUCUAUGCAGCUGGUUUGAUCCAAGUCCAAUCCUACUGACGUCUAGGACAUCCGAUUGAUCUGAUAGGAGGUUUUUGAUUGAUUUUAAAUGAAGGACUUUAUUUUAAUUAUUUUUUUAUACGUUAAACCUGUACCAUGGGAAUGUCAGCCCGAGUGUAGGUGUGUCUCGGUGUUGACUGACCCAAUGCUGAACUACCGGUAUGUGAAUUGCUUUUACUUUAUUUUGAAAAGGGGCUGCAAAGGGGCAUUUCAAGUGAUGUAAUUAAGCAAUUCUUGAUUACACAAGGGGAAACCACAGGAUGUUGAUUGGGACAUUAUUAGCUAUGGUUUGUGAGGGCCUGUUGAUUUCUAACAGUGGGAACUAAACAUUAUUUUUUUGCAAUGGAAACAAAUUGAGGUCAUAGCUAUGCCCCCCCCCCCCCCCCUCAAUGUGUAACAUACUGAUAAUGGUGGUCAUCGUCACUGGUUUACAAAAAUAAUUGGACGUUUUAACAUAUACAAGGGAACAAAAACUCUGCAAAAAUAGACAAAUUUGGAUAUCCAACCUCCUGUUUACGACAGCAAAUUUCAUUUUUAUGACAAGCUUUUUACCUCAAGUAUUUUCUCCAAGGCCAAUACCAGUGCCAAAUGUAAAAUAAAGUGUACUUUCUCUAGUUGUGUGUGAAACAUGAGUUAGUAUUACACCUGGACCAACUCUGGCAGAGCUCGUCUGAAUCAGUUCAGAUGAUGAUGGUGCAUCAAUUUAAAAUGUGGGCAUAUUUAAUCGGAAGGGAUAUAUAAAUUUGCCUGAAUAUUGAAAUGUUUUUUCAAAUGUAAUAAAAGUUUUAAUAUACUGUA
Molecule: messenger RNA, 2858 nt
Organism: Gadus morhua (Atlantic cod)
Lineage: Eukaryota; Metazoa; Chordata; Actinopteri; Gadiformes; Gadidae
Gene: clptm1l
Product: CLPTM1 like
Exons: 19
Coding region: 263-1957 (564 amino acids)
Cellular component (GO): endomembrane system; membrane
Source: RefSeq, a predicted model, not a curated record